AUGAAUGAGGAAGAAACAGUAAAGCAGUAUUUUGAUAGAAUUGUGGCUGUAGUAAACAACAUCAGACUGCUUAGGGACCAAUUUAAUGAAGCUAGAGUUGUAGAGAAGGUCAUUUCAACCUUACUAGAGAGGUAUGAAGCCAAGAUCUCAUCCCUUAAAGAUUCAAGAGACCUGACAAGCAUCUCUUUAACAGAGCUAAUCAAUUCUCUUUAUCCACAAGAGCAAAGAAGAGACAGUAGGCAAGAAGAGCAUCAAGAAGGUGUUUUCCAAGCUAAGAGCAAGCCUGGCUCGAGCUUUUCAGGCUACAAAGGAAGAAAACCUUGGUCUGAUAAGCCAAGAAGAGAUGGACCAAGAGCUGAAGCUCAAGUGGCAGAAGAAGGUAGUGACCAUGAGGAGCAAGUCUUUGCAGUGUCUUGCUCAGCUUCCAAAGGAAAAGUCACAAAAGGGUGGCCGAUAAACAGUGGUUACACAAACCACAUGACUUCCAAUGCUAAAAUUUUCAAGAGCAUUGAUAGAAGCUUCAAAACAAGGGUGAAUGUUGGAAAUGGACACUUCAUCAAGGCAGAAGGCAAGGGAGAUGUGUUGAUUAACACUCUAACAGGUAACAAAGUUGUCUCAAAUGUCUUGUAUGUACCUGAAAUUGACAGAAACUUGCUAAGUAUAGCUCAGUUGCUAGAGAAUGGCUAUUUAGUAGUGUUUAAAGGCAAAGAAUGCUUGAUCGGUGAUCCAAAUAUAUCCAAUCUCAUGUCAGUAACCAUGGCUAAUAGGAGCUUUGUGGUAGACUAG
Messenger RNA from Gossypium raimondii (Peruvian cotton), 786 nucleotides. RefSeq lists its product as uncharacterized. The record is from RefSeq and is a predicted model, not a curated record. The transcript has 2 exons. Lineage: Eukaryota; Viridiplantae; Streptophyta; Magnoliopsida; Malvales; Malvaceae. The coding region runs from base 1 to 786 and encodes 261 amino acids.